Messenger RNA from Hippocampus comes (tiger tail seahorse), 790 nucleotides. Its product is annotated as dynein heavy chain 12, axonemal-like. Lineage: Eukaryota; Metazoa; Chordata; Actinopteri; Syngnathiformes; Syngnathidae. The record is from RefSeq and is a predicted model, not a curated record. The transcript has 4 exons. The annotation marks the transcript as partial. Gene Ontology annotation, cellular component: dynein complex. Gene Ontology annotation, molecular function: dynein intermediate chain binding; dynein light intermediate chain binding. Gene Ontology annotation, biological process: microtubule-based movement.
UUUGGACAAAGACCUCUUUUUACCCCUCUCAAUCAAUUUCUCAGCCCGCACCACAGCCAACCAAACACAGAACAUCAUCAUGGCCAAAUUAGAUAAGAGACGGAAAGGUGUGUUUGGCCCUCCGAUGGGGAAGAAGUACCUCAUAUUCAUAGAUGAUGUGAAUAUGCCAGCACUGGAACAGUUUGGAGCUCAGCCUCCCGUGGAGCUUCUUCGACAGUUUAUGGAUCACAAGAAGUGGUAUGACCUGAAGGAUACUUCCGGCAUCAAAUUAGUUGACAUCCAGGUCAUUACAGCCAUGGGUCCUCCUGGUGGCGGGAGGAAUGCUGUGACAUCUCGCUUCCUACGUCAUUUCAACAUUUUUAGCAUCAAUUCUUUCAGUGAUGAGACCAUGGUUCGCAUCUUCUCCAUUAUGGUGGCAUUCUAUCUCAAGAACAAUGAAUUUCCACCAGAAUAUUUUACUAUUGGUAGCCAAACGGUGACAGCAACCAUGGACGUCUACAAGCAAGCCAUGGAAAAUUUGCUUCCGACACCAGCCAAGUCUCACUACACGUUUAAUUUGCGUGACUUCUCACGUGUAAUCCAAGGGUGCCUGCUUGUGAAGAGCAAAUCUCUGGAGAACAAACGCACGAUGAUUCGGCUGUUUGUCCACGAGGUCUUCCGCGUCUUUUAUGAUCGUCUGGUGGAUGACAAGGACCGAGCAUGGUUCUAUCAACUGAUGACCAAGAUCCUCAAAGAUCACUUCAAUGAAGCCUUUAACAUGGUGUUUGAUCACCUGAAACAAGGCAGUAAA